AUGAGGGCCACGGCAGUUGUCCUCGCGGCAGCGAUUCGCUUUGCAUACGCUCAAGACAUAGACGAUAUUCCUUCAUGUGCUCUAGAUUGUCUGGGUGCGCCUCCAUUAGAAUAUUGUUACAUAAGGAGAAAUCCCAAUUGCGCUUGCGGCUUCGGAACACACGACUCCAUGCGAACCCGAUGGGCCUUCUGCACGCUGAGCGCUUGCGCGUCCAAAGGAAUAACAUUUGAAGAUGUGUGGCCCCCCUUUGCGGCCUACUGCGUCGCUAAUGGCUGGCUCGAUGCCUCCGAGACGGAUGUGACUUCUACGAUGACCUUGACAAGAACACGUGCCAUCAUCGUCACACGUACUGGAUCCGCCACUUCCGGCGGCGAUGACACACAUACUACCGCGAAUAUCGAGACAUCCACAUUAGAGACAAACGUUGGUUCAACCACAGCACAAGCCGCAAUACCGACGACAACAUCCCCUAUCGCCGGAAUUGCCCCUACCGCCGAACCUACAUCUACGACUGAUGGUGACAACAGCGGCCCCUCUUCCUCCUUCAGCGAAUGA
Molecule: messenger RNA, 555 nt
Organism: Colletotrichum tamarilloi
Lineage: Eukaryota; Fungi; Ascomycota; Sordariomycetes; Glomerellales; Glomerellaceae
Product: anchored cell wall protein-5
Exons: 2
Coding region: 1-555 (184 amino acids)
Source: RefSeq, a predicted model, not a curated record